Molecule: messenger RNA, 1725 nt
Organism: Medioppia subpectinata
Lineage: Eukaryota; Metazoa; Arthropoda; Arachnida; Sarcoptiformes; Oppiidae
Source: the annotation of a GenBank genome assembly
UGUGUGUGUGAUAUUUGCUUGUGGUAAUUGACACUAUCAGUGGAUCCAACAUACAUCAUGACGUCCAGAAUGCGCCGGCGUUUAUACCAGUUGGACACUAUGCCGUCCACCGGUGGCCAGGGCUAUCUCGAUCAUGGUGAAAGUGCGGCCAUCGAGAACAAAUGGGUGUUCGAAGUGGCCUGGGAAGUGGUCAACAAGGUCGGAGGCAUAUAUACGGUAAUCCGGACCAAAGCCCAGGUGACCAGCGAGGAGUUGGGCGAUCAGUACGUACUCGUCGGCCCUUAUAAUGAACAAUACGCCCGGACGGAGGUGGAGAUCGAGGAGCCCACCCAUCAUGCUUUCAAGGGUGCCAUCGAUACGCUCAAGAGCUUUGGCAUACGGGUAAUUUACGGCCACUGGCUCAUCGAGGGCUACCCCACUGUCCUAUUGUUUGACAUCGGGUCCGCCGCCUGGAAACUGGACGAAUGGAAACACGACUUCUGGAACGUAACCAAUAUUGGUAAAAAAAUUGUACCACAAAAAACCAACUUGAUAGUCACACUAACACCCCCUCCCCGAAUAGGUGUACCCCAUUUGGACAAGGAGUGCAACGAUUGUCUAAUAUUUGGUUACGCUUUCACCUGGUUUUUGGAGGAGUUCUACCGCCGUAUUGAGGAGGAGAGGGGCCGACCCCUGAUUGUGGCCCAGUUUCACGAGUGGAUGGCCGGCAUAGGGCUGAUACUGUGCCGCACCCGACACCUGGACGUGGCCACUGUGUUCACCACUCACGCCACGCUAUUAGGCCGGCAUCUGUGCGCCGGUGCCGUCGAUUUUUAUAAUAAUUUAGAUAAGUUUGAACUAGACCGGGAGGCGGGCAACCGGCAAAUCUACCACCGAUACUGCAUGGAGAGGGCGGCGGCCAACUCGGCCCACGUGUUCACCACCGUAUCGGACAUCACUGGGCUGGAGGCCGAGCAUCUGCUCAAACGCAAGCCCGACAUAAUCACACCCAACGGGCUGAACGUGAAAAAGUUUGCCGCCCUCCACGAGUUUCAAAACCUACACGCCAACUCCAAGGAGAAAAUUCACCAAUUCAUACGUGGUCAUUUUUAUGGUCACUACGAUUUUGAUCUAGAGAAAACGCUGUACUUUUUCAUUGCCGGCCGCUACGAGUUUAGCAAUAAGGGCGCCGACGUGUUCAUCGAGUCGUUGGCCCGACUCAACCACUAUUUAAAGUCUACGGGCAGUGAUGUGACGGUAGUGGCGUUCCUGAUAUUUCCGGGCAAAACAAACAAUUUCAAUGUGGACUCACUGAGAGGUCAGGCCAUCGCCAAACAGCUCCGGGACACCAUCGAUGACGUCCAGAACAAUAUCGGCAAACGGCUGUUCGAGCAGUGCUUAGGCGGUAAAUUACCGGACAGCGAAUCACUACUACAGCCGGACGACAUAGUUAAACUGAAACGAUGCAUAUACUCUGCCCAGCGUACGUCACUGCCGCCCAUCAUCACACACAACAUGACCGAUGACGCUAGCGAUCAGAUACUGACGGGCAUACGUCGGUGUCGACUGUUCAACAACCGGGAAGAUAGGGUCAAAGUUAUAUUUCACCCGGAGUUUCUCUCCAGCACCAGCCCUCUCUUCCCCAUUGACUACGAGGACUUUGUGCGCGGCUGUCAUUUAGGCAUAUUUCCCUCAUAUUACGAGCCCUGGGGCUACACGCCCGCCGAGUGUACCGUAUUGGGCAUA